AUGGGGUCAAAAUUAAUAGGACUUCAAGCGCUUAUUCUUAAUAAGAUUCAAUCAACAUAUUUUGAAAAUCUUCUCAAAUAUCUACUUGUCUUACCUCAUUUAUCUUCUUUAAUAGUUAAUUGUCAAGAUCAAGUUCAAAAUAAAACUAACCUUUAUAAACAAAUAUUUCGUUUACCCGCACUAAAAUAUUGUAAACUAUCGUUAGACGAUUCUAAUCAACCUGAACUAUUGCCAAUUGCAACGAAAGAAUUUAGUCCUAUUGAACAUUUCAUUUUAAACAGUACACAUGUUUUGAAUGAUCUUAAUAAUCUUUUAUCAUAUGUUCCUCAUCUUAAUCGGUUGUCGAUUUAUUCUCAAUAUUAUUCUCCUACUACACAAAUGCAAUUAUAUUCAGCAGUGUUAUCACAUUUGACGCAUGUGUCUCUCAAUCGCUUAGAUAUUCCUUUUGAUCAAUUAGAAUCCAUGAGUCGAUCUCUUUUGAAUCCCAUUCAAGUAUUACAUAUUUCCAAUUAUUCUAGUGCAGCUUAUUUAAAUGCUAAUCGAUGGCAAAGAUUGAUCUUAUCUCAUAUACCACAUUUACGAAUUUUUAAUAUUUUGAUUUCUUAUACUUUAAAUUGGGCUGAAAAUAUUGUCGAUUUUAUUACGAUGAUCAAUAAAUUCAAUUCUUUAUUUUGGUUCAAACGGCAAUGGUUUUUUGAGUAUUAUGUAGAUAAAAAACGAGAUCAAAAUUUUCUCAGUUUCUAUUCAACGAAUCCAUACAGGAGAAAACAAUAUAUAUUAUACGAAGAAAAAGACAAAAAUAUUCAUAUAAAUAAUCGAAAAACGAUAAUGAAUUUUGUUCAUCAAGUUGAAAUUCGAACUGAAAAAGUUAUGAUUAAUUUACAAAAAUAUUUUCCAAAUGUAACUGAACUCAUUAUAGUGUUUAGCUCUACUGAGCAAAGUGAUGAUGAACCAGCAUCUAUCGUUGAAGAAAAAGUAUUAACAAAGAUUGAUGCUUGCCAAUGUUCAGUAGGAAUUAAAUAUAAAGAAACUGUUUCAACAUAA
This is a messenger RNA of Rotaria sp. Silwood1, 1044 nucleotides long. The record is from the annotation of a GenBank genome assembly. NCBI's taxonomy places the organism in Eukaryota, Metazoa, Rotifera, Eurotatoria, Philodinida, Philodinidae.